Messenger RNA from Adineta ricciae, 3372 nucleotides. NCBI's taxonomy places the organism in Eukaryota, Metazoa, Rotifera, Eurotatoria, Adinetida, Adinetidae. The record is from the annotation of a GenBank genome assembly.
AUGAACAAACAUAGUGUGUCAGAAGAAUGGAACGAACAAUGCUCGAAAAAACUUAAGCGUACAAGUCAAAGUUCGGACGAUGAGCGUGCUCGAGGAGAUGCAUAUACAUCAUUUGAAGGUCGUCCUUCGGCAACAGAGCUGGAAGACACGCACGAGGAGCUUCCAUUAUCGUACACAUCAGAUGGUCAUAUCAUUCUCGAAUCAUUCACAUCAGAUCAUCAGCGUGCACAAGAUUUAUUGUUUGCUAUUGCUGAGCCUAUCCAUGAUCUUGAACGCAGUAACAUUUACGAGAUAACGGCAAAUUCUCUUCAUACUGCGAUGUAUUUUGGUUUGAAUACUGAAGGCAUCCUUGCAGAUUUGCACGAACUAAGCAAGACGAGCGUUCCAAUCUGUAUAAUUGAUCGUAUUAAAUCAUGUACAGCUGAAUACGGCAAAGUUCGAUUAGUAUUGAAACAGAAUCGUUACUUUAUUGAAUGUAUCUCCUCACAUGUUUUAACAACACUGCUGCAAGAUCCUCAAAUCCAAGAGUGUCGAUUGGCACCUAUUGACGAAACAGUCGAUACAAGCUUGGAAGGCUCUGAAAAUCGAUUGGAAAAUGUUCAAUCUACGUCAUUUGAAGUCAAUCAAUCAAAAGUAGUUAUGCUACGAAAACGAUGUCAACAAUUGAAAUAUCCACUAGUCGAAGAUUACGCUUUUGCUGAAGAUACCCUAAUACCAAAUCUCAACAUUCAAUUGUCUUCAAAGGCCACUCUUCGACCUUAUCAAGAAGAAAGUCUACGAAAAGUAUUCAACAACGGACGAGCUCGAUCUGGGGUGAUUGUCCUUCCUUGUGGUGAGUGCUUUCGAUCGUGCUCAAUUACAAUUAACCAAGAGGAUUGUAUUCUAGGUGCGGGCAAGUCGUUGGUUGGUGUAGCUGCCGCUUGUACGAUUAACAAACGAUGUCUUGUACUUUGUAACUCCAAUGUUUCUGUCGAACAAUGGAGAGAACAAUUUAAAACGUGGUCAACUGCAAAUGACGGCAUAAUACGAUUGCUGACAUCUAAGAAUAAGAAUAAUUUUAAUAAUUCCGGUAUUUGUAUAAGCACAUAUCAGAUGGUCGCUAGCAACACUGGUCAUACAGCCGACACGAGUCGCGUCUUGAAAUCAUUGAAAAAUCAUGACUGGGGUCUUAUUCUUCUUGACGAAGUGCAUAUGUGCCCUGCCGACAGUUUUCGCAGAAUAUUGAAUACAGUGCGUGCGCAUAUCAAAUUGGGUCUGACUGCUACACCCGUCCGAGAAGAUGAUAGAAUUAUCGAUCUAAAUUUUCUGGUUGGACCAUCUUUAUACGAAGCCAAUUGGAUGGCACUGCAAAAUGCAGGAUUCAUCGCUACAGUCCGUUGUGCUGAAGUGCAAUGUGCAAUGACUUCUGAAUUCUUGCGUGAAUAUCGUUUUACUUCCGAUGACUCAUUGAAACGCAGAUUGAGUGUGUUUAAUCCAAAUAAAUUCCGCGCUUGCCAAGCCCUGAUCGAAUAUCACGAACAACGAAGUGAUAAAAUCAUUGUUUUCUGUGAUGAUGUCUCUGCAGUACGAGUUUAUGCAUUGAAACUUGUCAAACCGUUUAUUCAUGGAAAAGUCUCACACAGUGAACGCAUGGUUCUUUUGCAAAAUUUUCAACGCAAUUCAAAGAUUAACACCAUUUUCAUUUCCCGAGUCGGUGAUGCAGCAUUUGAUUUACCUGAAGCAAAUGUAGUCAUUCAAUUGUCCAGCCAUGGUUCUUCACGACGGCAAGAAGCACAACGGCUGGGUCGUAUUCUUCGAUCAAAGCGAAAUACGGGUGCCAGCGGGAAUAAUGCAUUUUUCUAUUCGCUUAUGUCAGAACAAACGGAUGAAAUGAGUUAUUCGUCAGGUCGACAACGCUUUCUGAAAGAGCGAGGCUAUUCAUAUGAAAAACUUUCCGAUGCAGACUUGGUUUCCGAUCAGACACAGCUGCAAUUCUCGACAUGUGAACAACAAGAACAGUUACUCCGAGAAGUUCUGACCAUGUCUAGUCAAGAAGAAGACGAGAAAGUGGAGAGACCAUCAGCUAAUAAAAAGAAAGCUAAACCGAUACAUCCUCUAUUUCGACUGUUUCGAAACAUCCUGUUGGAUAUGGCAACAAAAUAUGAUCCUAUUCCUACAAGCGCACCUCCUGAGACGCUUUCUCGAUCAAAUAAAUGGUCUCUUGUAUAUUCGGAUCUGGCCAUCGGUAUGGGUAUCCUUGGCCUCACCUUGCUGAUCAUUUCAAUCCAUAUUCAAAAAGAGAAUGGUACCGACGGUAUUCAUCGUGCUGGAACAGCAAUAAUGAGCAUUUUUCAAUCGGAUUAUAUAACUUUGUUCGGUGGCCCAUUGACUGAAUCGCAUCAGAUAUGGUUGAAGGAAGGCAUUGAAGCGUACAAGGAAUAUCAGCAUAGUCAUGUAACUGAUCCUUUAAAACCUGGCGUUGGAUUUCGAUUGGUUCAAGCUUUGUUAAGUUUGAAUCAUAGUGCUGGUAAAAACUUCGUCGAUGUCAUUCUCGUCUCACGCAACGAAAGUGAAGCUGGAAAACGAGUGCGAAAUUCGAUCAAUCAUUACAAUCUCGAUAUCAGUCGUAUGUCAUUCACAAAUGGUACUGAUGUAACUAAGUAUUUACAAGCGUGGGAAUGUGAUCUUUUCCUCACCACUGAAGAAGCACAGGUUCGUACCGUGCUUUCAGCGAAUGCUAUAAUUACAUCGAAGAAAAUAGCAGCUGGUUUAGUGUGUGACAUUGCCGCUGAAGCAACGCAUGCGUCUCUAAAUGAACCGCCAUCGCCUAUUAUUGACAGUAGUCUUUUGACUGCCAUCGCUUCAGUGUGGCCAAAAGAUCAAGUGCGUAUUGCCUUUGAUGGCGAUGGUGUACUCUUCUCCGACGAAGCAGAACGCGUCUUUCAGACAUCUGGUUUGGAUGCGUUCCGAAAGUACGAACAUGAAAAGUUGGAUAUUGCCUUAUCCGAAGGUCCCAUGCAUUCAUUCGCGAUUAAAUUACAAAAACUACGUAAUGCACUAGCUACCGAAGAACAAUGGCGUGUGCGUACUUUUCUUGUAACUGCUCGUAAUGGUGUUGGUAAUGAACGAGUAUUGAGAACCUUAGAACGAUGGGGUCUUCAAAUUGAUGAAACACAUUUCCUAGGUGGACUCAAUAAAACGCCGUUUCUAAUUGCCAUCGAUCCGGCGAUCUUCUUCGACGAUUCAAGUGAACAUAUCGAACGAGCGAAAAAAUAUGUUCCAGCGGCACAUAUUGUCUAUGGUGUUCGAAACGUAAAACCUGAUGAAAUCGUGACAUCAUCUUCCACAACAACCCUUGUGCCAGAGGAAACACCAGCAAACACAGACACUUAG